Molecule: messenger RNA, 2764 nt
Organism: Marchantia polymorpha subsp. ruderalis
Lineage: Eukaryota; Viridiplantae; Streptophyta; Marchantiopsida; Marchantiales; Marchantiaceae
Source: the annotation of a GenBank genome assembly
GAGAGAGAGAGAGAGAGAGAGGGGCGAGGGGGGAGGGAGGCUGGGGCAGAGAGGGCGAGAGGGAGGGAAGGGAGGGGGUUGAGGGUUGCUGGUGCUUGUUCUGGCUUUGCGUGGCCGGGUGUGGGUUUUGCUGAUUCAUGACGGCCGCCUCCGCUCGCUUUCUUCCUCUCGUCACCAAUCCACAUUUCUUAUCGAACCUCCUCCUUAUCAAAGCAGAACACCCUUUCUCCCAAUCCCCCUCCGCUUCUCUUCCUCUUCCUCCUCAUCAACCCCAUCCUUCCCUACCCCUCCCUUCCUUCCCUCCCUCCUUCCAUCCCUCAUUACUGCCCCACGGCGACCGGAAGCCCUUUCUCCAUCCUUCCCCCAUCCUUUCGCCAUCCUCUCCUUUUCCUUCUCAUCGCCCGUCCUCGCUCGCCCCUUUCCCCACCCCCUGUCCUGUCCCCUCCCCGCCCCUCCCAUCCCCACCCUUCCUCCCCUGCGUCUUGCUGCUGCUUCUCGUCUCUUUCCCUCGCUGCUGCCGCUGCUGCUUUCUCUUCUCGUCACUUCGUUUGGAGUGCUGUAGUAGUAGUAGUAAUAGUGGUUCUGGUCAAUCCUCGGCUUCUUCUUCUUCUUCCUUUGCUUUCAUCCGGUAGUUUGUCAAUCUUGUACGCUGCUGCCGCUUCUGUUCCUGCAUUCGUGUAGUUUGCCUAUCUGCAUCUGCUGCUGCCUCCGUGCACGGGCAGAUAGCGAGAUAGAGAGGCGGAGGGUUAGAGAGAGAGAGAGAGAGGAGAGGGAUAUAGGAUAGGCGAAGAGAGAGAGAGAGACGACAGAGACGGGUGGGGAGGAGGGGAUAAAGGGAGGAAGUUUUGAAGCGAGAGCGAGAGAGCGCACCAGCGUGCACUUCGAAGUGAACAGAAGGGAAGAAGGCGGUGAGGAAGAGGAAGAAGAAGCGAGAUAGACGACGGUAGGUAGCCGGGUUGGGGAUUUAUUGGAACGUCGAACAGGGGCCGAAUCUGGCCAACUUUGCAGUUGAGAUCGAGAGGGCGGGGCCCGACUGUUCUCUCCCUCGCCCUGGGCUCGACUUAGGGUCUUGGACUGGCUGCUGUUCUGGGAAGGUUGAAGGUGGUGGAUUCGAUCGAGCAGGUACUGUCGAGGAGGAGAAGGCGAGAGGCUUGCGAACAAGUAUUCCAGGCAACGAGCAGCUAGGAUGGUCGGAGGAGGAAUCAAGAAGGACGAUGGAUUGGCGGCGAUAAGUAGUAAAAACAUUUUUUCUGCACUCGAGAAAAAACGCCGCAAAUCGAACAAGAAGAAGUCUGACAAGGAGAAGGAUUCCAGCAAGAGCAAGGACGCCAAGGGGGAAAAGAAGGAGGAGGAGCCUGAGCAAUUCUGGGCUCCGAGUCAGGUCACCGUUAAAUCUUGGGCUGAUUGCGACGACGAUGACGAUUACUACGCCACAACUGCUCCACCACCCGCUCCUUGGGCCCCCGAUCAGGCUUCAGAAGCUGCAUCGGCUGUUAAGGACGGUGGCUUGAGCCAGGGCGAGGAAUCUGAGGGUGAAGACGAAGGAGAGGAGGAAAUAGAGGAUGACGCAGAUGAGGAGCAACAUGAGAAUGAUUCCACCGGAGGAAACAACAAUGAGGCUCCCCCCGCGCGAUCAGCUCUUCCACCUCUUAUUGUGUCUCGUGAGCCGGAACGGCAAUUGUCUAAGAAAGAGUUGAAGAAGAAGGAGCUAGCAGAGCUUGAUGCAGUGUUACUUGAGCUUGGCCUCACUCCUAAGGAGGAAAAUGGCACCCCCCUACCUAUCGUCGAUGAGGUCGAGAAGAAGGUUGAGAAUGUUGGAGAACAAAUAGAGGAAGGUGAAUCGAGAAGUGGUGUUCCAACUCUUACAGAAAGCAAGAGCACGAAAAGGAGAAAAGCGAAGAAGGAGAAAUCGUUUAAAGAGGGCAAGGAUGGGGACGUUCCUCCCACACCAGAUGCAGAUUCAGUUAGGACAGUGGAGGAGACCACUGCAGAAGAAGGGGACACAAAUGCCCCCCCUGCAGACCCUAAGGCUGAAGUCUUGAAGAAGCUCGCCUCGCUCAAGAAGAAGAAGUCUAUGAAGGAAAGUGACGCCGCUAAGGCAGCUGUCACUGAAGCAGCUGCAAGGGCCGCUAAAUUAUCAGCUGCCAAGAAGAAAGAGAAAAAUCACUACAAUCAACAGCCUGUCAGGUAAAUCUUUGUAGUAUAUGUUAUUUAUUGGACGGAAGUUGAAGAGCGGGAGCCGUUUGAGAGUUCAGGGUGGUCUUUUCGCAGUAUUUGUGAAUUUAAUGUAGAGGUUAACUGAGGCUGCAGAUUUGCAGUUAGGGUUCUUCUCUGCCCUAGAUUCUAUUUCUAUUGAGAUUAUCGAAUGUUCAUGGGUGCAAAUACCCACCAUAAUAGAGUGUUCACUGCUGGAGCCCAAUAAAAUCCCGGAUCUUGGAUCCUUAGGAGCAAUCACUGUUCUUGCAAGUGCUCGUUGUCCUUGUAAAUUUGUAUGGGUCUGGCCAAGCUGAUUCUAAAAUCUAGGGUUGUAUCGAGCGGGAAGCUUGGGAGCCGGUGGGUCACAUGGUUUGGGUGGGUUUUACUUUCUGUUAGCACCUAGUUCAUUCUUUGAAGCUCUGCAGUGGAGCAACUACCUCCUUAAAUUCGGAGCAGUCUAGUGAUUUCCGACCAUCCAGAGUGAUAUUUUUGAUAAACGAAGCUGAGGAGCUCUUAAUGCUCAUGUAGUUACUCAAUUUCUCAAGUAAAGUGGUUGGACCUUGUUUGU